UUGCUCGUCGGGGUUUUUUUUUCUUACGGUUACGCAAAAAUUUGGUUAAUUUAAUUUUCUUUUCUGACAAUUUGUUUUUGAAAUUAUGACAAAUGCAACACAUUGUCCAAUUUGCCGAACACCGGCAACACUUAAAUGUGCCGGUUGUAAAAGUGUAGUUUAUUGUGGCAAAGAACAUCAGAAAAUUCAUUGGAAAAAAGGUCACAAGGCCGAAUGUAAAUGCUAUGAGGUAGCAACAAACGAAGUUCUUGGCCGACAUUUGGUAGCAACACGUGACAUCAAACGUGGUGAAAUAAUCCUUCGUGAACAACCAUUCAUUUAUGGUCCCAAAGUUGCAUGUCAUCCAUUGUGUCUUGGUUGCCAUCGACAACUUUCAGCUCCACCACCAGGAGAGAAAAACUUUUACAAAUGCAGUAAAUGUUCAUGGCCAUUAUGUGGAAAAGAUUGCGAAAAAUCUCCCCAUCACAUCGAAGAAUGUCAGCUAAUGGCUGAAAAGAAAUUCGGUUGUAAAAUUGACUACAGUAAGGAACCGAAAAAAGAAUCAGCUUAUUGUGUAAUCUUGCCUUUGAGGUGUAUUUUAAUGAAAAUGAAAAAACCUGAUGCUUACAAACGUCUUAUGGAGUUGGAAGACCAUCUUACUGAACGUCUUGAAACACCUUAUUAUAACGUUCUCAAGGCUAAUUUAGUAACUUUUGUCAAGACAAUUCUUGGCUUUAAAGAGUUAGAUGAAAAUGAAAUUCUUCGUAUUGCUGCAACUUUGGAUACAAAUGCUUUUGAAAUUCGUCAACCUUCAAGGCAGGUUAAAGUUCGUGGACUUUAUCCAAAAGCUGCUAUGAUAUCUCAUGAUUGUAUUUCGAAUGCUCGUCAUGCUUUCGAUGAUAAUAUGCAAAUUAUGUUUUUGGCUAAAACAACGAUUAAAAAGGGAGAAAUCAUUGCAACUUCAUAUACACAACCUUUGAAGAGUACCAUUUUGAGAAGGCUUCAUCUGAGACAAGCCAAGUGUUUCGAUUGUUCUUGUCGAAGAUGUGUAGACCCAUGGGAGAUGGAUACUUUUGCUGGAGCAAUUUUAUGCUCAAAAUGUAAAGUUGGAAAGAUUGUUUCUACAGAUCCUUUGGAUAAUGAUGCUGUUUGGAGAUGUUUGCUUUGUCCUCACGAAAUCACAGCUAAGCAAAUAAUUUGGGGAAAUAAUGCCAUGUUGAAGGAAAUUGAAUCGUUGGAUAAAAAUUCUCCAAAACCAUUCGAAGAGUUCAUUUAUCGCUAUCGGGAGACUUUACAUGACAAAAAUACGCAUGUUUUGCAGGUUAAGUAUGCCUUAACCCAACUUUAUGGAAAUGUCCCAGGAUUUUACUUGAGUGAACUGUGUGAUGCAGCUGUUAAAAGAAAAUUAGAACUUUGUCAGGAGCUUUUAGAAAUUGCUGAUAUAUUUGAUCCUGGAUGGAGUAUUUUCCGUGGAAAUUUAUUACUUGAUUUGCAAGAAGUUAUGGUUAUUCAAGCUAAGAGGGAUUAUGCUAAAGAUUUGCUAACAAUUACUGCAACACAGGAAAAACUACAAGAAGCUAUGGAUAUGUUGAAAGAAGCUGUUGAAAUAUUGAAAUUUGAACCGGAAAUGAAAGAACUUUUACAAAAGAAAACCGAAGCUUUGAGUAGAGAUCUGGAAAUGGAUUAAAGAAGUCAAAAACAAUGGACAAAGAUGCUAUUAAAUUAAGUUAAUUGCUAUCUCUU
This is a messenger RNA of Episyrphus balteatus (marmalade hoverfly), 1722 nucleotides long. It is a transcript of the gene SmydA-2, whose product is annotated as SET domain-containing protein SmydA-8. Gene Ontology annotation, molecular function: protein binding. The coding region runs from base 86 to 1666 and encodes 526 amino acids. Lineage: Eukaryota; Metazoa; Arthropoda; Insecta; Diptera; Syrphidae. The transcript has 5 exons. The record is from RefSeq and is a predicted model, not a curated record.